AUGGCUAGACCCUCAACGGUGACCUAUGUGGAUCUGGCCGAGCUCAAGACUGGCAAGUAUGAGCGUGAUUAUAAAGGACAACCGCCCGCCCCCAAAACAGUGGUCUACUCGGAUUUGCAGAAUGUGUUUGAUCGCGCAACUUGCGAGCGCUGUGGCAACCUCGUCGAUGAACACGUUCGCAUGUUGGAUCAGCCCAGUCUGGCAAGUGCUGUUGCUGUGAUCAAAUAUGAGAGUGUGCCAGAAGCUGAACCUACUCGGUUUGAUAGUGCACUCUUUUCUUUGGCUCUGCAGUACAACAAGACAAAUAAUACCUACAGUUUUCCUGAGCGUCGCGCGGAGCCCGGACAGCGUCUUGACAUUUGCGCUCGCCAGGCCGUCGCAGAAAAUCUAAACUCUGAAAUUGCGCUGGAACAGGUCUUUUGCGUCUCCUGCCAUGGUACCCAGCAUCGCGAGCCAGCUAAAGACUGGCACACGCUUAGUGUGCUCUACGCAGCGCCUAUUACCAGUGAUGCCGACAUCAAAACUGUUUCCUUAAAGCAAGUUUUGGUCAAUCACGAUGUGUUUAGGAUGCCGGGUGACCAACGGGAUAUGCUUCAUGCCUUGUGCGAAUGGCUGCGACACCAGUGCUUGGCGGGCAACCUUGUUCGGGUAUUUCAACCUCGUCUUCCUGCGUCACGCGAGGAACAUGAGCUCAUUGGUUGCGAGUGCUACAGGCCCCGCAUGAUACGUCGAGUGACGACCAACGCCGCCUUUGUUCAGAAGCUGCCCACUCGUGAUCCCAUUCAUCGCUCCUUUCGAAGCUGGCGCAAUCCCUACUGGGCCUCAGGCGACCUGGUGUCCGUCCAGGACGACAUGAUAACGCGCCGUUCGUUUGCGUUGACACUGGAAGCGGACGACCAAGAUGCCGCCUUCGAGUCGACCACUGACCCGUCAGUCUUGCCCGGGCGUCGAUCGGCACGUCCCGCGCCUGGCAACGGCCCCAAGCGCCGCGCCUCGCGGGCUCGCACCAGCCAAGCCCCCCGCACCUCUACCCAGGAUCCGCCAGUAGAGGCAUCGCGGGCCCCUGCCAAGAACGGCUAUGCCAAGACAAGUCAGGCACAUGCCGACGAGCCCCGUGGUGAGCCACGGCGCUCGGCCAUUCCUGCCGUAGCGCCCGGGCAUGUGCGGCGCAACCUCGUGCCUCGCGGCGCUGGUGAUGGUGUGCGUGAAGUGGGUGACUCAGACUCUUCAGAUGCAGAAACCGAGGGGCGUCAUAGUCAGCACCGGGCCUCUUUGUCUCGACGGCCCACGGGCAAGGGAUCGGCCGCUCAGUCGGAGUUGGUAUCCACACAUUCAUCAUCAGCACAAGCAUCAUCAGACGGCGACAGUGAUCAGAGUGACAGCGCGGACGGAUCUGACUCGACAGCACCCCGUCGACAACAUGGGCGUCCGAAGCGUCAGCCCUCCUUGCCCGAAGGUGACUUCAAUCCCUUGGCCGACGAUUUUCAAGCCGAUUUUUCCAAUCCUUUGGCGCAGACUUCGCCCUGA
Monosiga brevicollis MX1 is the source of this 1527-nucleotide messenger RNA. RefSeq lists its product as uncharacterized. Bases 1 to 1527 code for a protein of 508 amino acids. Lineage: Eukaryota; Choanoflagellata; Craspedida; Salpingoecidae. The record is from RefSeq and is a predicted model, not a curated record. The transcript is spliced from 7 exons.